GGAGCCCGGUGUGCACAGCCCCCUAUAGCCAUCCCUACAUGGAGGAGCCUCCGCUGUCUAUGGAGCCCAGUGUGUGCACAGCCCCCCAUAGUCAUCCCUACAUGGAGGAGCCUCCGCUGUCUAUGGAGCCCAGUGUGUGCACAGCCCCCCAUAGCCAUCCCUACAUGGAGGAGCCUCCGCUGUCUAUGGAGCCCGGUGUGUGCACAGCAGGGUAGAGGCCGGACCCCUGCACGGUUAUUUUUGCUCCUCUUCCUCCGGGUACACAUCAUACACGUGUUCCGGUGAGGGAGUGACAGCGCCGGAGUGGUUAAUGCCGCCCCUUCCCCCGCCAGCAUGGCGCACGGAUCGCUCGGUCACCGCUGAGCACACACGCCUGUCCUCCUCACACUCAAUCCAGCCGCCCGCUCCUGACACAGCCACCAGCCGGCUCAUAGAUACCGUACACCAACCGCUGGCCUUACCUCCUCCUGAGGGCUUUUACCGCGAGACCGGCGCCGGGAGAGGACGUCACAGGUCACAUGACCUGGCUGCUCCGCUCCUGCAUUAAUUUCUCGGGCAGCCCCCCAUGAUGGCUUCUCUAAGGGAUGCAGGACUAGGAGCUUUCACGUUUUUUGCUUCAGCUCUCCCUCACGACGUAUGUGGAAGUAAUGGUCUCCCUCUCACUCCAAACUCUAUCAAAAUCCUUGGGCGAUUCCAAAUUCUCAAGACCAUUGUCCACCCCCGACUCUGCCAGUAUGUGGAUAUCACCCGUGGGAAGCAUGAGAGACUGGUGGUUGUAGCUGAGCACUAUGAAAAAAGUCUUGAAGAUUUGCUAAAGUGCAGGAAGCCUGUGAGCCCUUUGAAGAUUUUGCACUUUGCUUUUGAAGCCCUUCAGGGAUUGGAGUAUUUGAACAGCCAUCGCAUUGUCCACCGAGCACUGUCUCCGCACAAUAUCCUGCUGGAUGGCAAGGGUCAUGUUAAGAUGGCUAAAUUUGGCCAUUAUUACAUAACUGAUCACGGAGCGGAUGUAGAUUUUCCAAUUGGAUACCCAUCUUAUCUGGCACCAGAAGUAAUUGCCCAGGGAACCAUAAAACCUAAAGAUCCCACUCAAUUUGAGAGACCUCUGCCCUCAGGACCCAAGUCAGAUGUGUGGUCACUGGGUGUAAUUCUGUUUGAACUUUGUAUGGGAAGAAAAUUAUUCCAAAGCCUGGACAUAUCCGAGAAGGUAAAAGUAAUACUUGAAUUAGGCUGCGUUGAUGACAUUGUGACCGUGCUCGCCGAAGAACAUGGAUGUGUGGAAGUGAUAAAGAGUCUUCCUGGAAACGUCUUAACGUUAUUAGGAAAAUGUCUUACUUAUCAUCCCUCAAAAAGGCCCACAGCUUCAGAUUUACUUCUCGAUGACAUAUUUAGUGACAUCUCACCUGCAUACACACCCUUCCGCAAACCUGCCAGCCUGUUCUCCUCUGCUCUGAGAUGUGCCGACCUUUCCCUGCCUGAGGACAUCAGUCUCCUGUGCAAAGAUGAAGGCAACCUUCUGGCAGAACGAUCCAUCGAGGAGGUGUACCACCUCUGGUGCUUGGCUGGAGGAGACUUGGAAAAAGAAUUGGUCAGUAAAGGAAUCAUAAGGUCCAAACCACCGAUUUGCACAUUACCCAACCUCUUAUCAGAAGAUGGAGAAAGCUUUGGUCGUGGAAGAGACAGAAGCUCCCUUCUUGAUGACACAACAGUGACUUUAUCUCUUUGCCAACUCAGAAAUAGGUUGAAAGAUGUGCCUGGCGAAGCAUAUUACCCUCUCCUAGGAGAAGACCAGUCAAACGUCCCUCAUUCUGGUAGUAACAGCGAGCUCUCUACAUCCACCCUUCCUCUGAUUAUCAGAGAGAAAGACACAGAAUAUCAGCUCAACCGCAUUGUCUUGUUUGAUAGACUACUCAAAGCUUACCCAUACAAGAAGAAUCUGAUUUGGAAGGAAGCUCGAGUGGACAUUCCUCCUCUUUUGAGAGGAUUAACCUGGGCAGCGCUUCUGGGUGUAGAAGGUGCCAUACAAGAAAAGUAUGAUUCCACAGACAAGGACACACCAAUUCCUACUGACCGUCAGAUUGAAGUAGACAUUCCACGAUGUCAUCAAUAUGACGAGCUCCUGUCAUCACCCGAAGGACAUGCAAAAUUUAGAAGGGUCUUAAAAGCUUGGGUGGUAUCACAUCCAAACUUAGUAUACUGGCAAGGAUUGGAUUCAUUGUGUGCUCCAUUCCUCUAUCUGAAUUUUAACAAUGAAGCACUGGCAUAUGCAUGUAUGUCUGCCUUCAUACCAAAGUACCUAUACAAUUUCUUUUUGAAGGAUAAUUCUCAUGUCAUUCAAGAGUACCUGACUGUUUUUUCCCAGAUGAUUGCAUUUCAUGACCCAGAACUGAGUAACCACCUUAAUGAAAUUGGUUUCAUUCCAGAUCUCUACGCUAUUCCAUGGUUCCUCACAAUGUUCACACACGUCUUUCCGCUGCACAAGAUCUUCCAUUUGUGGGACACUCUGCUCUUGGGGAACUCCUCCUUCCCUUUCUGUAUUGGAGUGGCUAUUCUGCAGCAGCUGAGGGUCAGGCUUCUCGCUAAUGGAUUUAAUGAAUGCAUUCUCCUAUUUUCAGAUUUACCAGAAAUUGACAUAGAGCGAUGUGUGCGUGAGUCAAUCAACCUCUUCUGCUGGACUCCAAAGAGCGCUACCUACAGGCAACAUGCUCAGUCACCGAAACAAGCAAGCGACAGUAACGGCAUGAACAGAUCUCCAGCUAGUUUCACCACUGAAUACCAGGACUCUUCCAAGACUGAUUUGGGAAGAGAACCCAUCAAGUUAAGUGAACUAAAAGCAGAGGUGUCCCCUCGAAUAUCGGCAGAGGAUCUGAUUGACCUGUGUGAACUGACCGUGCCUUUUCACACGAAGGGACCCACCAAAAAGACCAAGUCUAGUAAGCCCAAGUUACUUGUGGUUGACAUUCGCAACAGUGAAGACUUUAAUCGAGGACAUAUACCAGGUAGUAUUAAUAUGCCCUAUGGCUCAGCAUUCACUGCAGAUAGAGAACUGGUGCCAGGUCCUGCCAGUGCCACCCUUCAGAGUUUCAAAGGCAAAGUGAUUGUGUCUGUUGGCCAUGUGUCAACAAAUGCAGCAGAGUUUGCAGCACAUCUGGUGAAGUUGGGAUACCCACGAGUUUGUAUUCUGGAUGGUGGAAUGAACAAGAUGAAGCCAACUGGUCUACUAACUGUACCAUCCCCUCAAAUAUGAAAUCUCUAAAGUCUCUGACCGUUGCACUGGUGUUACUGGACCAAUCUACUUCCAUAUAUAUUAUCCACAGCAUCAUGACCCUGGAAGAUGUCAGUAAAGAUUACACCCAUCAGGCUGCACACAUUACUUUUACUUUAUGUGGAGUAAAGCAGUGACCAGUUAUGUUCAAGUUUCAAGAACAAUUAGUAUAAUAUUCUGCAG
This is a messenger RNA of Bufo bufo (common toad), 3445 nucleotides long. RefSeq names its product TBC1 domain containing kinase (gene TBCK). The transcript has 27 exons. The record is from RefSeq and is a predicted model, not a curated record. Gene Ontology annotation, biological process: protein phosphorylation. The coding region runs from base 566 to 3244 and encodes 892 amino acids. NCBI's taxonomy places the organism in Eukaryota, Metazoa, Chordata, Amphibia, Anura, Bufonidae. Gene Ontology annotation, molecular function: ATP binding; protein kinase activity.